UCAGGCAUAUGCUCGCCGUGGGCGGGAGUAGACAUGUGUUUAUAAAGCUCCGUGGGGCGGCGACAGUGUGUUACAAAGCAAAAGAGAGCGAACGACAGAGAAACCCUCAGUUUACCCGAUGUUAGGUAGGGGAGGCGGGUCACCCUCUGCCGCUCCGUCUCCUCACCUGUAUGGAUGACCACUACAAUCUCAUUGAUUCCCCCUCAGCCAGUCACAGAGGGACCAACGCCGACAACCACGGUUACGCGGAGACGGAGAAGGACAUCAUGACAGUUGUCGCGUGCGAUAAUAUGCUGGAGGAAACCGCGGCGCUCCCCAGUCACCUGUCGCUGGAUCGAUACGAGCCGGACCACGAGUGCUGCGAGCGAGUGGUCAUCAACAUCUCGGGACUGCGCUUCGAGACCCAGCUGAAAACUUUCAACCAGUUCCCAGACACGUUGCUCGGGGACCCGAAGAAAAGGAUGCGCUACUUUGACCCGCUCAGAAACGAGUAUUUCUUUGACAGGAACCGACCGAGCUUCGAUGCCAUCCUGUACUACUAUCAAUCCGGGGGGCGCAUUCGGAGACCCGUGAACGUUCCCAUUGACAUCUUCUCGGAGGAAAUUCGCUUUUAUCAACUUGGCGAAGAAGCCAUGGAGAAAUUUCGCGAGGAUGAGGGCUUUAUCAAAGAGGAAGAACGACCGUUGCCAAACCACGAAUUUCAGAGACAGGUUUGGCUUUUGUUUGAGUACCCAGAGAGCUCUGGUCCUGCCAGAGGCAUUGCUAUUGUGUCUGUUUUGGUCAUUUUGAUUUCCAUUGUUAUUUUCUGUUUGGAAACCCUGCCUGAGUUUAGGGACGACAAGGACCCAACUACCGUCUCUCCUGUUGUAAAUGGCACUGGCCCUUUUGCAUCCAGCCCAUUCACAGACCCUUUCUUUGUGAUCGAGACCCUUUGCAUCAUCUGGUUCUCUUUUGAACUGCUCGUGCGAUUCUUCGCAUGCCCCAGCAAGGCUACUUUUUCCAAAAACAUCAUGAAUAUCAUUGAUAUUGUGGCUAUUAUUCCUUACUUUAUCACUCUGGGGACUGAGCUGGCAGAGAGGCAAGGCAAUGGCCAGCAAGCCAUGUCACUCGCCAUCCUCCGUGUGAUCCGUCUGGUGAGGGUCUUUCGCAUCUUCAAGCUCUCGCGCCACUCCAAAGGCCUCCAGAUUCUCGGCCAGACCCUAAAAGCCAGCAUGCGGGAGCUGGGACUCCUCAUCUUCUUCCUCUUCAUUGGGGUCAUCUUGUUUUCCAGUGCCGUCUACUUCGCCGAGGCUGAUGACCCUACCUCGAGUUUCAGCAGCAUCCCUGAUGCUUUUUGGUGGGCUGUGGUUACCAUGACUACAGUCGGCUAUGGAGACAUGCAUCCAGUAACCAUUGGAGGAAAAAUUGUGGGUUCUUUGUGCGCCAUCGCUGGCGUAUUGACCAUUGCGCUGCCCGUACCUGUCAUUGUGUCCAAUUUCAAUUACUUUUAUCACCGGGAGACUGACGGGGAAGAGCACGCACAAUACCUCCACGUUGGCAGCUGUCAGCAUCUCAACUCCACAGAAGAUCUGAAACGGACACAGAGCACAUCCUCCCUCAGUAAAUCGGAAUAUAUGGUCAUAGAGGAAGGAAUAAAUAGUGCUUUCAAACAGCCAAACUAUUCCAACCAGAACAAUCAAAACUGCGUGAAUAUUAAAAAGAUUUUCACAGACGUGUAAAUCAUGUACAGCGUCAGACAGUCUUAGAGUAAUCACCAUGAUGGCACCACUACGAAUAUGAGGUGCUACAUUAUUAGGGUACAACGGGGCUAAAAGCCCCCAUUUGAGGGGAAUAUUUUUUUUUUUUUUUUUUUUUUUUUUUUUUUUUUUUUCUCCCAAAGUAUACGGCAGUUGAAAAAACAUUAUUUUUACUGAAUAUAGAUGGAGAGUUAUAAUUUGUAUAAAGUAAAUGCUACAAUUAGUUUGUUUUGAUUAAACAAAUAAAUCAAUACAAGGGCAGCUAGAGGGAAAAAUCUGUCACCAUAAGCAAAUACUUUUGAUAUAGCCAGAUAUUUUAAGAGUAACAUUUAAAUACUUCAGCAAAUCGUGUAGCUAUUUUCAGUUUAUUUACUCACUUAUGGCAUUUCAUUGAGUUACAAUGUAAGUGAUGUCAGAUUUCACAUUGUAACUAGAGCAGUUAAUAUCAAUUCACUUUGCACAUACUGAACAAAAUUAUUCCCUCCCAAUUACAGAAUACUGUUAGUAGCUCUACAGAUAGUCUGCAUUGUCAUCUUUUACCAACAUAACUACAUUUUUGGCUAUUCAACAGGUACUGAAAUCUAAAUCUCCUUUAGCAAAAAUCAUAAAUCUAAAAGUCUUGAAAUAAAUAAAAUAGCUGUAAUGAUUUUUAUUAGCUACAUAAAUCUGAAAAACAAAAUUAUUAUUUUGUUAUUGCACGCCUUAAGAUUCAAAAAUCUGAAGAAAAAACUUCAAAAUCAGUCUUUUGUCAUUGCACACCUCAUGAAUCAGUACACUUUAGCAGUGCAUAGAGAUAAACAGGUGUUUAGGAAAGUACUGUGGUAGUUUUUGAUGCUAUUUAGUGUUUUGGGAGUAUGUAAAUCACAAGGGCCUUUUACCCCGGGGGCCUUUAGAUCCGUUGUACCCUACAUGUUAUGGACAAGUCAGCAUAUUAAACUAAAAGUUACACAGGGCGCUAUUAUGGUAGAAAGGUGCCAAACUCCGAUUCACGUGUUGCAUUUGUCCACAGCUUAAAGGAUAAGGUUCAGGUCAGGGACUAAAAAGAAGAAGCACCCACACUGCAAAUAUUGUGCUCGUAAGUCUGCAUUUGUUAUCAGUGUUAACAUAUAAUCAUCAUAAUACGUUAGUAUUUGCAAUAUCUUACAUUUUGUGGCAAAGUGAAACAACCGAAUAUGUGUUGCUGUUAAUGUGAACAAACUGAAGAUAAUGCUGUGUUGAUCAUAUGUACUUUGUUGAAUAUAUGGGUGAAUCUUCAAUUAGGGGAACUUUCAUGUCACCUAGGGUGAUUUUAAAGAAAAAGAAAAAAGUUUUAAAGAAUAGAUUAAUGCAUCUCUUUAAUUGCCUUUUCCUAAUUUUAAGAGUGCUGAAAUGCGAAACUUGCCAGAAUUGUCUCCUACCCAGACUUUUUAACUUCUCUUCUGAAGUAAUUUAUGACAUGCGUUCAAAUCAGGGAAAUUUUACAAGGAACUUAAAAACAAACAAACAAAAACAUAUUUUUUAAUUAAAUUGCUAUUUAUUUGCACAAUUUGCCAAUAUUUUAUAACAAAGAAUUACAUGUCCCCAAUGCUGCUGUCGGUUUUUAAUAAAUUAAUUAUUUUUUUCUAGUUUUUUUCAAGAAAAUAUUUCUUGGUUAUGAAGUUAUACAUGACAGAAUAUCAUUAAUUUUGGGAAUUAAGAAGAAAUCAUGACCUUAGAGAAGAUUUCUAUUAGGUGUCAUCGCCAAACAUUAUUGUUUGUCUAUUUUGAUUUUGAAACAAUCAGUUUCUUGUAUUUUUAUUAACUAUGUUAAUUGGCUCAUAACUAACUUAAAAAAAGGUAUGACAAGUGUGAUCUGUAUUCCAUGAUAAUUAAUAUAGAUUAACAUAGAUUAAACAGUUUUCAAAAAGUGCCCCGGUUGAAGAAUCACCAAUACAUCUCAGUGCAGACAUUUAAAUGCAAUGAAUGUGGAAAAACAAAAAAAAAAAAAAAAAAAAAAAAACGAAAAACAAAUACGCUUUGUUAAUAAUGUAAUCAAAGCUGUGUCUAUUGAAUCUGACUUGCCUGUACCAAAUGAAAUUGGUUAAUACUAAACGAAAACAAAUAUAUCUUUAUUUUGUGAUCAAGUUAUUCGGUGUGCGAAAAUGUAAUCAUUAUGUAAAACUCAAAUCACGUCUAGCCUAAAAAUAGAGCGUUCACGAUUUCCCUCAAAGUGAGACGUCACUGAAUUCUGGGAGAAAAAAGAGGAAGCAUCUGAAAAGGUGGCUUGAGUGGAAAGAGUACGUUGGACUCGAUGGCUCCACGGCAUGAGCGACUACGAGAUCAGAAGCUGAAAGACUGAGAGAUCACGCCUUGAGUCCGCCUUUGAUGCAGUCUCCAUGGCGACUACAGUUUCCUGGGAAGCAACAUGGACGUCUGUUCACUUGAAUUCUGGAGUUUGCUGAUGUCAGAUACAAGGGUAUUUUGACAAAUUGAAAUACACUUGUGUCAUACUCUAAAACAAUGAAGACAAUGGGAUUCAGAAGGCUCCGGGGGAGAUCCACGCAGUGCCUAGGACGGAUGACCAAUAGAAACAGAGGCCGUUAACCUUUCUGCUAACAAAACAGAACUGAACUCACCUUCAAACAACACAGAAGAUGCCCACAUAUCUCUACUGCCACUUCUCAUUUACGUCUGGCUGAAUCACCGUGAACCGCAACACUCUAGAAGUGGCCUUUUUUGGGUAAAUUCUGCAGGUUCACAUUUAAUACGAAGAAAGCAAUAUGAAGAGAACUGAACUGUUGAACUGUUGGACAUGAGCUGAUCAUCUAUGACACAACUGCCCUCUGCUAUCUGGCAGAUAUUAAUCAAGCUGUUUUCUGGUGUCCAUCAUGUAUUUACAGUUUAGCUGUUGUUGUGCCAGAUGUGAGAACUAUGUGGAAACUAAAUCUUUCUUGCUCUUUGACCAUAUAAAUUGUCAGACAGAUAUUUUUGUCUUAUAUUGCCUAUAUAAUCAUAUGAUGGAA
This is a messenger RNA of Cyprinus carpio (common carp), 4717 nucleotides long. Its product is annotated as potassium voltage-gated channel subfamily A member 3-like. Gene Ontology annotation, cellular component: voltage-gated potassium channel complex; membrane. Gene Ontology annotation, molecular function: protein binding; delayed rectifier potassium channel activity. Gene Ontology annotation, biological process: potassium ion transmembrane transport; protein homooligomerization. The record is from RefSeq and is a predicted model, not a curated record. Lineage: Eukaryota; Metazoa; Chordata; Actinopteri; Cypriniformes; Cyprinidae.